AUUGACGUGUAAAGAGAUGGCGGGAAAAAGAACGCGUCACAUCUCUCACCUCGUCUCCAACUUUUCACAACCCAGCCCCGCCAUUUCCAUACCCCCCUCUCGAAGUCUUGUUAUCUUACUGCGCAUUUUAGCAGCAGCUCCACUCCUCCACCGUCCCUCCAACGUCACUCCAUCCCUCCGAAACUUCGCAAUCCCAAACCGUACGCGUGAAAUCAGGUUUAGGGUUCGAAUUAGGUUUUUCGUUCUUAGCAAACAUCAGAUGGGGAAUAAGGUCACAGACGAGCUGUUAUCCUCCGUCCGAUCGAUCUUCGGUUCGGAAUAUUCCGACAUGGACUUAAUCAGAGCCCUACACAUGGCCAACAACGACGUCGCCGCCGCGAUUAACAUAAUCUUCGACAUGCCAAAUUUCAAAUCCAAAGGAUUGCCAGCAGUUUCCAAAAACCCCCAACCUUCUCGCCUUAAUUCGGUCUCGGGGGCCAGCAAGAACCCGAAGCAAAACGGCGGCGAGAACCGGAGUUUUCAUUCUCUGGGGCACGAAGCAAUUACUACCGAUUGCGCUAGGGAAGGCGAGGGUUUUGUUGGGGACGUGAGUGGGCGAGAGAGCUCUGUUGGGAGCGAGUGGUGGUUCGUGGGCUCCGGUGAGGUUUCGGGGCUGUCCACGUGUAAAGGGAGGAGACUGAAGCCUGGUGACAUUGUGGGGUUCACGUUUCCAUUGAAGAGUGCUUCUAGUUCGCCUUCGCCUGGAAAGGGUUUCUCUAAGGGACGGCAGCAAGCUGCGGCUUGUUCGGAGAUUGUGAGGUUCUCUACUAAAGAAUCCGGAGAGAUUGGUCGAAUACCUAACGAAUGGGCACGAUGUCUUUUGCCGCUUGUGAGAGAUAAGAAGGUCAAGGUUGAGGGCUGUUGUAAAUUUGCUCCUGAUGUUUUGGGCAUUAUGGACACCAUUAUUUUGUCAAUAAGUGUAUAUAUCAAUAGCUCUAUGUUCCGUAAGCAUCACCAGACCUCACUCAAGGCAGCCAGCGAUGCUACUGAGGGAUCAGUGAUUCAUCCUCUCCCAACUUUGUUCCGGUUGUUAGGAUUGACCCCAUUUAAGCAGGCAGACUUCACUCCUGGAGACUUGUACAAAAGGAAGCGUCCUUUAGACCCUGAGGAUAUUUCUGGUCUUCAAGCCUCGCUGUUACAUGUUAACAAUUAUAAGAAUCCUUCUCAAAAUGGAAAUGAAGUUGAAAAUGAGGAGUCAAUUUCGGAUGUUGAAGUUGACAACAUUGUUGGUGUUGGAAAUAGCUCCGAGUUAGAGGAAAUGGAUCCCCCUUGUACUCUUCAGUGUGAACUUCGACCCUACCAAAAGCAGGCCCUUCAUUGGAUGAUUCAGCUGGAGAAGGGACAACAUAUGGAUGAGGCGGCAACAACACUUCAUCCAUGUUGGGAGGCUUAUCAUCUUGCGGACAAGAGGGAGCUAGUUGUUUAUUUGAAUGCAUUUUCAGGCAAUGCUACAACAGAAUUUCCAAGCACACUUCAAAUGGCCAGAGGAGGAAUUUUGGCAGAUGCAAUGGGGCUUGGGAAGACCAUUAUGACCAUAUCCCUGCUCCUUGCUCAUUCAGAAAGAGGUGGAAAAUCAGAUGGUCAGUCCACGAGUCAGCCUUCAAGUGAAGGUAGUGAAGUCAGCAGGUUAGACCACCAGCCAGAUCGCCUGAAGAAGGCAACAAGAUUUUCAGGUUUUGAUAAAUUGAUGAAGCAAAAGAAUGCUCUUAUAGCUGGUGGAAAUUUGAUUGUGUGUCCUAUGACGCUGCUAGGGCAGUGGAAGGCAGAGAUUGAAACUCAUGCGCUACCUGGGUCUCUGUCUCUAUAUGUUCAUUACGGACAAAGUAGACCGAAGGAUGCAAGAACUCUAACUCAGAGUGAUGUUGUAAUUACCACAUACGGAGUGUUAGCCUCAGAAUUUUCGGUGGAGAAUGCUGAAGACAGUUGCAGUCUUUACUCAGUUCGAUGGUUUAGAGUGGUUCUUGAUGAGGCACAUACCAUAAAAUCCUCUAAAAGCCAAAUUUCUAGGGCUGCUGCUGCUCUAGUUGCUGAUCGCCGUUGGUGUCUCACUGGCACUCCUAUCCAGAACAACCUGGAGGACAUUUACAGUCUUCUUAGGUUUUUGAAGGUGGAACCAUGGGGAACUUGGGCGUGGUGGAACAAACUUAUUCAGAAGCCAUUUGAGGAGGGUGAUGAGAGAGGGUUGAAGUUGGUCCAGUCCAUUUUAAAGCCAAUCAUGUUAAGGAGGACAAAAUUUAGUACUGAUCGAGAAGGCCGGCCUAUUCUCGUUCUUCCGCCAGCUGAUAUUCAGGUCGUAUAUUGUGAACUCAACGAAACCGAAAAAGACUUCUAUGAGGCCCUGUUUAAAAGAUCUAAGGUGAAGUUUGAUCAAUUUGUCGAGCAAGGACGGGUUCUUCAUAAUUAUGCUUCCAUAUUGGAGUUACUUUUACGUCUUCGCCAAUGUUGCGAUCAUCCAUUUCUUGUGAUGAGUCGAGGUGACACACAAGAGUAUUCUGAUUUGAAUAAGCUUGCUAGACGAUUCCUCAAAGGCAGCCUUAGUGCUAAGGAAGGGGAAGCUAAAGAUGUGCCUUCACGUGCUUAUGUUCAAGAGGUUGUGGAAGAGUUACGUAAAGGGGAACAAGGAGAGUGUCCAAUAUGUCUUGAAGCAUUUGAAGAUGCAGUAUUGACACCUUGUGCACACCGCUUAUGCCGGGAAUGCCUAUUGGCAAGUUGGCAAAAUGCUGCGUCUGGCUUAUGUCCUGUUUGUAGGAAAACCAUUAGUAGGCAAGAACUUAUUACGGCCCCAACUGACAGUCGCUUCCAGAUUGAUGUUGAGAAAAAUUGGGUGGAGUCAUCCAAAAUUGUCGUUCUCUUGCAUGAACUUGAGAAUCUUCGCUUUUCAGGCUCUAAGAGUAUUGUAUUCAGCCAGUGGACUGCCUUUCUUGAUCUCCUGCAGAUUCCUCUUUCUCGGAGUAAUAUUCCCUUUGCCCGUCUGGAUGGAACUUUAAAUCAACAGCAGCGGGAGAAAGUGUUAAAGCAAUUUUCAGAAGAUAGCAACAUUCUGGUGUUGCUGAUGUCACUGAAAGCUGGUGGAGUUGGAAUAAAUCUAACGGCAGCUUCAAAUGCUUUUGUCUUGGAUCCAUGGUGGAACCCAGCUGUAGAGGAGCAAGCCGUCAUGCGCAUUCAUCGCAUUGGACAAACUAAAAAAGUGAUGAUCAAACGGUUCAUUGUGAAGGGAACUGUUGAGGAAAGAAUGGAAGCAGUGCAAGCACGGAAGCAGCGGAUGAUUUCUGGUGCUUUGACUGAUCAAGAAGUUCGAACUGCACGUAUUGAGGAAUUGAAAAUGCUUUUUACUUAGACCACUGCAGAAAUGGCAGCCGUUUCCUCACAUGAUGUAUAUUGAUGAGAAAUCUCUCUGGCUUUAGGAGCACUUGAGGUCAACAUGUUUAUGACCGGAGAAACUGAGAUGCUUCUCAUGUGGCACAGGGGAUUGAAGGAAAUUGAGUCGAGGCUAUUUAUUUAAGCUAACACUUCAUUUCUUGCAGGAUAAAUUGGAGGAAUACGUUUGGGGAAUACAGAACCGAUCUCGUAUAUGUUUCGAGUCGAAGACUCGAAAUUGCUUGGUGCAAUGCAGCUUUAACGUGCUC
This is a messenger RNA of Juglans microcarpa x Juglans regia, 3665 nucleotides long. Its product is annotated as DNA repair protein RAD5A. Bases 17 to 3376 code for a protein of 1119 amino acids. NCBI's taxonomy places the organism in Eukaryota, Viridiplantae, Streptophyta, Magnoliopsida, Fagales, Juglandaceae. The transcript is spliced from 20 exons. The record is from RefSeq and is a predicted model, not a curated record. Gene Ontology annotation, molecular function: nucleic acid binding; ATP-dependent chromatin remodeler activity; zinc ion binding.